This is a messenger RNA of Chara braunii, 1564 nucleotides long. Lineage: Eukaryota; Viridiplantae; Streptophyta; Charophyceae; Charales; Characeae. The record is from the annotation of a GenBank genome assembly.
CAGAGGAGGAGUCACCUGAGUCGGGGCCUGAGGCGGGGUCUCGCGAACCCGAGGAGCCGCAAACGGAGGAGGUUAUCGCUGUUGGGGAUGAUACCCCUCCUCCUACCCCGAUUCCAGAGCAGGCGCGGCAGUAUUGGCCUAAAGGAAUUCCUGAGUCGGACAGCGAGGAGAUGUUGGGGCCUUACUACGCCACCACCGGCGCAGAUGGAGCCAGAGGGGGGCGAGAGGACGAGGACACCUACUACUGUGGCGCCGCAACCAACUGAGUCUACAGAUGCACGUAUGGAUGUGGAGGUGCCGACAUCCGGGGAGCCUCCGCCAGAGCCGCCACCCGCAGAGGAGGGUACAAGUGAGGGAGAUCUACUGCGAGAGGGUCACGAGGCGAGGACAGAGAAGCCACCAGGGGAGACGAGAGAAGAGAAGCGCGCGAGGGUGCAGGUACGCCUCGAGGAGUUAUACCAGGAAAAGCUUAGGAUGGAGGCCGCAGGGGAAGCGCCAAAGCCGCCAAUUGACCCUCCGACGAGCGACCAGAGGAUUAGCGAGGUUUGGGCCAGCUAUGAGACUAAGAGGGACGCUGCUCGUUUGAGAUCGCGAGAGGUAGGACAGGAGAAUGCGGGGGUGGACAAGGGACGAAAAAUAGAGGACUUGGUAUUUUCGGCCACCAGGAUGGAGAUUGAGCGUGCGGACAGGAGGAUAGGGACCCCAACCUCCAGUGGAGGAAGGGGCCCCACAGAGGAGUCCCCUAUGAUCCUUUUGGAGGUACAGGAGGGUGCCCUUACGGGAGCAGCAGCAUCCACUGAGCCGGAGGCAAUGGGGGGAGGGGCGUCUCGACUGGAUGAGUUAGUGACAGCUAUGGAGCUGGACAUGCCGUCAGGAGAGCCUCAGAGACAGAAGACCCCAGAUCGUGUGCCAGUGAUAGGGGAGCUGAGGACGCAGUUAGGAUCUUGGGCUACUGGAGCUGACUCAGGAGAGCACAUCUCAGAGCAACAACAGGAGGUUAUGAGCGAGCCAGCGAUUGUCAUGACUCCCCAGCCUUCCGACCUGCAUAGGGACGAGGGGGCGACUGCGAGGGGAGGGGUCCGCAAGGGUAGGCCACUGAGAUUGGACACUCCAGCGUACCGACCCGAGGGAGGAGAGGCGCUAGCAGGACCGAGUACCCAGAUGAUAGAGGCGGGGCCGACAGAGUCAUGGAGUAUGCCCCAGAGCCAUGAGAUGAGCAGGGAAACUAGCGAGACGCCGCCGUUGCCAGGGUCCCAGAAGAAGAAGAGGAGGUGUCGAGGGAGAUCAGACGAUCAGUACUUCUUCUGCAAGGACGGCGUACAUACAGCCCUUGAAUGCCCGAAGUUCCUUAAGGACAAGGCGGCUUGGAGAGUAACAGAGAGUGGUGGGAGAAUGUACGACAGGCAGGGGCGAGUGGUAGAGCGGGCUCCAGAUGGGGGUAGGGCACAGUUAUAUAGACAGAACCAGGAGGCUAUGAGUGGGUAGGGGCUGGUCCGUCUAUAUGACAGUCGGAUUAGAGCUCCUCUGUACGCAGAGGCCGUGAUACGGGUGUACAUACUCUGAG